This is a messenger RNA of Sitophilus oryzae (rice weevil), 2071 nucleotides long. RefSeq names its product deubiquitinase DESI2. The record is from RefSeq and is a predicted model, not a curated record. The transcript is spliced from 5 exons. Gene Ontology annotation, biological process: protein deubiquitination. Bases 172 to 783 code for a protein of 203 amino acids. Gene Ontology annotation, molecular function: deubiquitinase activity. NCBI's taxonomy places the organism in Eukaryota, Metazoa, Arthropoda, Insecta, Coleoptera, Curculionidae.
AAAUAAAUAUAACCUUAGAAAGUAAAUUUUCUGUGAUUGUUGUUGUUAAGCAAAGAAAAGGUACAUUUGUUCCAAUUCUGCAAUCGUCGUUUUUGCCAUUAAAUCAUAAAUAAAUAUGAUAUCGUAUCGUAUUGAAUUUAACUGAAGAUUUACUUAAAAAAUUAGUUAGGAAUGUUUUCAAAUGGAAUUUCUUGUAAUCUUCCGUUUAGCUGUAUGAGUGUAACUCGAGAUUCAGGUUCGGAUGAAUUACUACCAGCCAGGAUGGCCAGAGAGCCUGUUUUAUUAAAUGUGUAUGAUAUGUAUAAAAUUAAUGAGUAUACAUCAAACAUCGGGCUUGGAGUUUUUCAUUCUGGUGUAGAAAUUUAUAAUACAGAAUAUGCUUACGGUGGUCAUCAAUAUCCUUUUACUGGUAUUUUCGAAAUUAAUCCUAGGGAUGAAAAAGAGCUAGGAGAUCAGUUUAGGUUUAGGCAAACUGUUCAAAUAGGCUAUACUGAUUUUACAGAAGAAGAUGUUAGACGAAUUGUAAAUGAAUUAGGAAAAGAAUUUCGUGGAGAUAGAUAUCAUUUAAUGAAUAAUAACUGUAAUCAUUUCUCUGGAUCUUUCACAAAGAUUUUAGCUGGACAAGAAAUUCCACCAUGGGUUAAUCGCUUAGCCUAUUUUAGUAGUUGGGUCCCAUUUCUAGAAAGAUGCUUACCUAAAGAGUGGUUGACCCCUAUGGCACUUCAGCAUUCGUUAAGUUGUAGACAAGAUUCAACAUGCUCGGAGGCGUCCACAUCUUAUUAAUUUGCCAAAGAUUAAGAUUACCAAGCGUUACAUUUUCAUUACUUAUUUAAAUCAAACGUAAACUUUUUUCAGAAAAAAAAAAUACAUUAUUUAACACAAACAAUUUUAGGACAGUUGUUACAAAAAUGAAAUACAUUUCAUAUAAAUAAGUUGACUACUAUGUUUUACUUUACAACUCUGUAUAUGGAAUCGCACAUAAUUUUGUUUUACUAAUAUUGUACCUUUGUUGAAAUUUAGAUAUUGAACGCUAGCCAAGAGAAUAUUUUAGGUACAAUACAUUGCUUUAAAACACAAUUUUUAGUGAGAACAAUAACUCAAAAUGUACAGAUAUAUGUUGAUUUGAAUAGUUCACAUCAUUUUUAACCUAUUCACAAAGACUAUCAAGUUGUAGUUGAAGAUUUAAAAAUGUAUUUCAAUUUUUUUAAGUGUAUUUUUUUAUAAAUUCAAUGUUAAUUUAAAUUUUACAUUCAUAUCUAUAAGUAAAAUUCUAUAUUAUGGUUUGAGAGAUAAUCUUAUGAUUAUUUAUAGACAUAAAAUCAUUUAAGUAUAUCUAAAUAUUUAGAACCUAAGUUACAUUAGUAAUUGACCAUCUAAAACUAAAUAUAUUUACAUUAUAUAUCCUAUGUAUCUUAAACAAUGGGAGGUCUUACCAAGAAUUGUGUUUUAUAUACAGGGUGUGCCAUGAAGUUUGCAACAAAUGGGAUUUUUGUAUUAUUGAGUUACUAAAAAUGUUAAGUGUAAAAAUAACUUUUAAUGCACCAAUUGUUUUACUGCCCGUAAUGAAUAAUUAUUGUAAAAAAAAAUGUUAAUUUUCAGGCUACCCGCUUUUGUUAUGUUGCUGCAUAGACAACAAAAAUACUAAACAUACUAAAAUAACUAACAGAUAUACCUAUAUCAAAUAAAUUUAAAAUAAUUUUAUAGACUUUCAAACUAAUUUGAUACUCUAUUAUUUUGUUAUGUCGUUUUUUUGAUAUCAAACAAACGUUAAUUAUAUAGGGGACAGGAAAGAAGAAAUCAUUGUAUUUAGAUUAAUUCCUGUUGGAUUAACUCUAACUGUCAUUUUUUCGUUUUUGGAUUGAAGUAAAUUUACAUAAACAUUUUUCAGCAUUUCUAUACAAAACAAUUCUCAUUUGUUGCGAAAUUUUUGGAACACCCUGUAUAUGUACUGUACAGUAAUGAAAUACAGUACAUAAUAUACAUUUUGUAAUUUUAAACAUAAAAUUAAAACUUGUUAUCAAUAAUUAAUGUUAUCAAUAAUUUCCGAUUUAUAUUAAAUUUUUAAAAUGAA